AAGUCUAUGGUCUAUGGUGUAUAAAAAAGGUUGAAAAAAGAAUAGACUAAUUAUUCGCUGAUUGUAAAUAGCAUGUUUAUAUAACUUUGAAAAGAUGGAUACAAGGUCUCCUCUAGAGGGCAUAUUUAAUAUUAUUGGUGGAGGAUUACCCCAAGGCCAUGAUAAGCUUUUGAAACAAGCAGUUUAUAAUGCUGUAGCAUUGCUGCUGGUGUCUUCGUGUUGUGCUGCAGGAUGGGCUCUCUUUGUUAUAUUAGAACCCUUUACGAAGCCUUUGAUGUGGGCAGUUCUUGUAGGAUCUGUGCUUCAUCCUUUGAAAAGAUCGCUAAGGGAUAGGUUCCAAGAUUGGUUUGAAACAUUGGAAUCAACAAAUACUCCUGUUGUGCUUGGCAUAUUUUUACUCCCCAUGAACAUUGUCAAUAAUAUUUCUGAGUUUAUUGGUGAUACUUUAAUGAGACAUAUAAAAGUUAUUACAUCUUUAUCAUGUGUUAUGGUAUUUGCACCAGUUAUAUAUUUUUUCACACCAUCACUGCUCAUAAGGUUGUUCUGGAACUUGCUAUGGUGUUUAGAUCUUCUGUUGGUAUGUGUGCUGAAUAUAACUUCAUUUUCAUAUGACAAUGCGGAUAAACCAGAUGUGUCUGAUCUAGAAAAAGACGAAACAUGUCACAUUCAAUAUAAGGAGGAAAAAAGUGAUCCAUUGACCCUUGAACUCUUCGAGAGCCCUUCGAAAAAACAUGAUGUAUUAACAAGAACAAAUUCUGAAAUCAGUAAUAAAAGAUUGGAAUCUUUAGGACAAGAAAAACACUCUGCUAAUUUUGAGCAGCCUAGGGUAGACAAAACCAGAGAUUCAAAGAAGAGCUCAAAAUUUCAUAGAUCGUCCUCAGAAUCCUACGUUAAUCCUAGCAAUAGGAUCAAAACUGGUUUUCUGCAGUUUGGAAUAAGCUCAUGCAGAAGAAAGUGGGUAAAACACAUCGAAGAGGAGAAAAAUGACAGUACAUUUUAUUUGUAUACUUUGAUGUGGGCUUGUGCCGCAAUGUUAUUCUGGAAAAAUGUUGUACUACUUCCUCUAUUACCUUUGCCAAUAUUGCUUUAUGUUGUCAAACAUAUUGGAUCCUAUUUACGUAUCUGGCAGUGUAUCAAUACCAAUUUUUGGUUGAUGGAAACAGCAGUAUUGCUAUGGUUUCGUGAAAGGCAUGAUGCACUUGUGCCAAUUCCCAUAAGGGGUCUUAACAAGAUAAUUCACAAAAUCAACACCUCCAUUAAGAAUGCUAUAAGGAACAGUAUCGACACUGUUUCGAGCUGCGUUGUUAUAUUGGGCCUUAUUGUUUUUCUUUUUUGUGCUUCAGUUUUCAUUAUCAUUCAGAUUUAUGCUGAAGCUAUAAUGCUUGUCCAAAUCACCAGUAAUAUUAUAAAUCAAACUGUAGUACAUAAUCCUGAAUUGAGACAAUUGUUACCAGAUACUUUUGAUGAAACAGUGGACUCCAUUCUCGACAAUGCUUAUUUGUAUGGAAGAGAGGGAAUAUCGAAAGCGGUUAGGAGUUUAAUGAAUGAUGUUAACACUUCUAAAUCGGAAAAAAUUGAGAAACAAAUACUUGAGCUCUGGGAUCGAGUUUAUCAAUCUUGGAUGACAUCAAACUCUCCAAAUGGACCAUCAGUGACGCAAGAAGCUGUUUUAUCAUCUUGGGAGGCUUUUGUUGCUGAUAUUAAGAAAUCUCCAGAAAUGUUCAACAUAAGUGGCCUUAUCGAAUUUGGAAAACAAAAUAUUGGAACUUUGUUGUCCCUUUUGGAUUCAGUGUGGUCUCUUGUGAAAGGCAAUUUCAAUUUAGUGUUAGGAUCUAUGAGCGCUGUUCUGUCUGUGAUAUUAGGAGGUGGUACUGCAGUAAUGAAUUUUAUUUUGAAUAUGAUUGUAUUCCUUACUACGCUAUUCUACCUGUUGAACAGUAGUGGAGUAUUGUACAAGCCGGUGGAGAUUAUGACAAAUUUUUCACCCAGUGGUAAUCGUCUUGGACUAGCUCUUGAGAGCGCGAUUAAUGGAGUUUUUGCUGCUUCUUUUAAAAUGGCUGCAUUCUAUGGACUCUGGACUUGGUUCAUACACAAUCUUUUUGGUGUACGAAUUGUUUACAUUCCUUCAGCAUUUGCUACUAUUCUUGGAGCAGUACCCUUUCUCGGAACAUAUUGGGCAGGUGUUCCAGCAGUACUAGAUUUAUGGUUAGCUCAGGAAAGAGGCCUAGCUGCCUUCAUUUUCGCACUAUUCCAAUUUUUGCCAACCUCGAUAGUGGAUACUACUAUAUACAAAGAAAUUAAGGGAGGACAUCCCUAUUUAACUGGACUGGCAAUUGCUGGUGGAGUAUUCUGCUUGGGUGUGGAAGGUGCAAUUAUUGGACCGAUUUUGCUAUGUGGUCUUUAUGUUGCUAUGGAUCUCUCUACGAAUAUUUUUAGGGAAUCUCCAUCUGAAGAAACAUUGAAUGUACAUUUGUCUCAAAUUCGAAAAUGAAAAUGUAAUAUUGAUAUUCAUUACCUAGUUGCUUCAUCAAUAUGGUGCUAUUGUUUUUUCAAUCAAUCGACAUUUUUGAAGUAUCCAUGGUCUUUCUUCGAUAACUUUUUUUAUAUGAACCCAUUAAGACUCUUAAUAGGUAAUGCGUAUUUCUAUAGUGAUGAGGUUUUUCAGUUUUUGAGGGUGCAUUCGCUAUGUGAUAGCAAUGGAGCUCAAAAAUAUGAUAUAUGACAUCUCUUCUAGUCUACUAUACUAAUUUACACUUUUAAGUGUAACUUAAACACAAUAAUUUCAUUCAUCAAUGUUUAUCGUUACAUUGGAUGAUAACAUUUAUUAAAUAAAAUAUUAUCGAAUCA
Molecule: messenger RNA, 2847 nt
Organism: Coccinella septempunctata (seven-spotted ladybird)
Lineage: Eukaryota; Metazoa; Arthropoda; Insecta; Coleoptera; Coccinellidae
Product: transmembrane protein 245
Exons: 8
Coding region: 95-2491 (798 amino acids)
Source: RefSeq, a predicted model, not a curated record